Messenger RNA from Daphnia carinata, 1859 nucleotides. RefSeq names its product pancreatic lipase-related protein 2-like. Gene Ontology annotation, molecular function: protein binding; triacylglycerol lipase activity. The record is from RefSeq and is a predicted model, not a curated record. The transcript has 12 exons. Bases 162 to 1838 code for a protein of 558 amino acids. Gene Ontology annotation, biological process: lipid metabolic process. Lineage: Eukaryota; Metazoa; Arthropoda; Branchiopoda; Diplostraca; Daphniidae.
GUGUUUGAUUGGAGUGACGUCUAGGUCAGCCGUUAGGUGUUCCAAUGUCUCCUGUUUGCUGAUGGAAAACGUAACUUCUCAGAGGCUAUAAAUACGAGGGCCAUUUGCAGCUUCGUGAGCAGACCACAGGACGUUGUCAUUUACGCAUAACCAAACACAAAAUGACUGCAUCAGUGUGGUUCAUCUCGUUUGUCUGUCUCGGAUUCGCUGGCUUGGCCCUGACCGGACCUUUGGCCCGCGAGUCGUGUGUCAACGAGUCCAAGAAUCGAGUCGCCCGAGACUUCCGCGCUCUCAUCAAACACGGUCGUGAUUACCACGAAAAUCUAGUCCAGCAGAGGGGUGGUAUCCCUAGACACCAAGCAGAUGUCCAGCCAGCGGAUUUGAAAAUGGAUCCGGUCACCUACUGCUAUGGAGAGAUUGGUUGCAUAACCGUCGAUGAUAGCUGGUACGACCCAACUCAUCGACCCAUCAAUCAGGAGCCAUUGCCCAGAGAGAAGAUUAACACAAGAUUCAUCUUGCACACGAGAGAAAGACCAACUCAGGACACUAUGCUGUACGCCAAUGAUUUGGAUACCAUUCGCUAUUCGACUUUCAAUCCUAACCGACCCACCCAAUUUUUAGUUCACGGAUUCAUUGACGAUGGAACUGUCAGGUGGAUGAAGAGACUCACCGAGAAUUUGCUAGCCCAUGGUGAUUACAAUGUAAUCAUUGUUAACUGGGGAGGGGGUUCUCUCCCUAUGUAUAGCCAAGCCACUGCCAACACAAGAGUGGUUGGCCUUGAAAUUGCCUACAUGGUCAACACUAUGAUUACUAAUUUUGGAGUUGAUCCCGGCAUGGUCCAUCUUAUCGGUCAUUCUUUGGGAGCCCACACCGUUGGUUAUGCAGGCGAGGGAAUUGAAGGCCUUGGUAGGAUUACUGGUCUCGAUCCAGCUGAACCUUACUUCCAGUACAUGCCGACUCAUGUGCGUCUCGAUCCCACCGACGCUAAAUUCGUCGACGCCAUCCACACAGACACUAGAACUAUUCUCCUGCUAGGUUACGGCAUGAUACAGCCCGUAGGACACCUGGACUUCUAUCCGAAUGGUGGACGAGAUCAGCCCGGAUGCAAUCCAGUUGAUAUUCCUUUGGACAUGAUCACUGAAGAUAUGGUGACAGGUGGCAGAGAACUGGCGGCGUGUAACCAUUUGCGUUGCAUUGAAUUCUUCAUCGAUUCUCUUUUGCCCAACUACAACUAUGUUGGUUACGAAUGUUCCGAUAACGAGGCUUUCCAUCGCGGCGAGUGCUAUUCCUGCGGUGCAGACAACUUGAACUGUGCUAAAUUUGGUAUUGACGCUUCACUGUAUCCGUCACGAGACAGAAAUUUUGUCACACUCUUGUUUGACACGGGCAAAGACGUUCCUUAUAUCAAGUACCAUUAUAGCAUCAAAGUGAAUCUAGCUUACCCUGCUGAGGCUGAAGCGUUCGUCUACGGUACAAUGCGCAUCUCUUUGUAUGGAACGGCGGGGCAACUUGUUGACAUGGUCAUUGCCGAUAAAAGCCAUAAGUUUGUGCAUGGAGCAGAUACCUACAUGAUGUUCAUCGAUCCUUUUAAUGUGGGCAACAUUCAACGUGUGGAGUUGUUCUGGAAUUAUGACGGUUCCGUUCUCGAUCUCGGUUCUACUUGUGGCCUCUUCUGUAAUGAUCACAUCUACGUUAGAAGUGUGGAAAUUUCUGAACUGAACAACUACCCAGAAUCGAAUCGUCUAGCACAUACUUUCAAGUCAUGCGUGGUUGGGGCUGAUUACGUGGACAUGAAAGACAGGAGCUGGGCUGAAUUUUAUCCCACAGCUUGCGUCUAAAUUUGGUUGGUAAUAUCGUUA